GGCUGCCUUCCGGGAGUACUGAGCGUGCAAACCUUCCAUCAGAAGCCCCCAGGGCCUCCUAGACUUGUGCAAAAUUCCAGAAAGAAAGCAAGCCCGGGGCAACAGCGGGAGAAUGGCAGUGCCCUGGGAGGAAUAUUUCCAACUGGUUUUGGAAGAGAAACUGUCUACGAAGAUCCCAGAGCAGAACACAGACCACAUCCCCCCAGUCCUGCGUCUCUUGGAGAAGAGGCAGGAGCUGGUGGAUGCAGACCGGGAGCUUCAGGCCCAGAAGGAGGUGUUCGAGAUCAGAAAGGCCUCCCUGAAACAGCGAUGGGAACAGUUGGAACAGAAAGAGCAGGAGCUAAAGGGGUCAUUCAUCCGCUUUGAAAAGUUUUUGCAGGACGCCGAGGCCCGGCGCAGCCGCGCACUGCGGAGAGCAGCGGAGGAGCGGCACCUAGUGGGCCGCCGGGAGGCGGAGGCGCUGCGGCUCCGGGCUCAACUGGCCGAGCUGCAGCGGGAGCGCGCGCGGCUGCAGCGCGGGCUGCAGCGUCUGAAGCCCUGCGCGCGCCUGCUGGGGCAAAUGUUGGAGCUGCUGCCCGAGUUCCAAGCGGUCCCCGAACUGGUGGAGCGCUUCGACGGGCUGGCGGACAUGCAGGCGGCGCUGAGGCUCACGGAGCGCCAGCGGCUCGCGGAGUUGGAGGAGGCGCGCGCGCGGCUGCAGCGGCUGCGGGACUCCUGGCAGGACGAGCUGCUUCUGCAGGGCCAGCGGCGAGCGCAUCUCCUGGAGCGACUGGAGUCGGCGCGGGAGCGCACGCUGCACUGGGUACCGAGGCCGGAGGAGGAAUCCAAGUGGAUUCAGAUCCAGACCACGGCGGCUGAGAAGACCUUGCUCCUGGGACGCACCAGGAUGGCAAUACUCAAUAUGUACCAGCUAGUGUGUCAGCAUCAGAGUCGGCCACCCGCCCUAGACAUCGAGGACGCCGAGGGGCAGCUGGAGCAGGUAAAGCUGUCCAUUCUGGACCUCUCCACCACACUGGCCGGACUCCGGCAGGCUGAGCCCACUGCCCCUACCUCCUGACCCUGACCCAGGUGAGCAGCGGGAGAGGGACCCCUCGAGGGACCCAGCCUGAGGACAGGGGAGGUACACAUUUCCUAUGGGGUGUGGGCUGAGUGGCUCUCACCAGAAAGAUGGGAGGGCUGUGGGGUGUACACAAGAGGCACAUAGCAAGUACUAAGUAAAUGUGAGCUACAUGGGGGCCCCAAAACCACAUCCACUAUGUGGUCUGGUACCUGGUCCACCCUCCCAGGGCAGUGGGAGCAUUUAAACCAGCUGAUGUUUGUCAGGUUAGAACGGGGCCUGGCACAAAAAUUCUGGGAAAUUCUAGAUGAGUGUUUGGUAAGUAAAGUAAAAUAAAGGACCAACAAGAGGGUCACAUGCGGACACCAUUCCCAGGGCGUCUGCUCACAAAGGCUCCUCCAUAAUGGACUGGCGCUGAGGGGUGGCCAGUCUGAGAACCCAGCUGCAAGAUGCAGCCCAUGACCUUCCCAGGGCCCCCAGCAGGGGCUGAGGAGCACAGGGCUUGGAGGAAAGCAGAGGUCAGAACAGGUUUUGACCUCUGGGUAUGUGGUGGACUCUUCGCAGCCAAGAGGAGCACUGCAUGCUCUGAUCCUUGACCCCACAUCCCAUCUGCCUCUCACCAUCCAGUCCCAGCUGCAAGCCUGUCCUGGUGGGAGGAAAGGGACCCAAGGGCCAAUUUCAAGGUCCUCAAACCUUGGCAACCUACCCAUCCUCUGAGCCUGACUUUUCUCAUCAGCAAAAUGGAGACAUCGGCAGAACCCACACAGGACCCACCCACACGCUCUCGGCUCAUCGGCACUCCAGCUGAAAUUCCAGCACCCUGGUCUGUCCCUUCCAACUCCUCAAGCAGACUGUGCUCCUGGUCCACUGGAGAUGCUCAAUAAAGGUUUAUUACAUUAAAAAAAACAUCACUGGGCCUCAGGCACUCAGGGCUCAAACCCAUGGGGCCACCACCUCUGAAUCUGGAACACAUGACAAGCAGCAGCGCUGAGGUGCCAGCUCAGGUUGUGGCCUACCUGGCACACUCCUAUGAACCCUUCAACACCCUACUCGUGUGCCCUGUCUUAGGCAGAGGCAGCUGCUGCCCCUCUGUGGCACUCCUUUGCAUGGGCCAAGGGAGCUCCCCCCCGUGCUCAACUCAGGGCCAGGCACACAGCGGCACACGGGGAACGCUGCUGAUGUCCACGCCUGGACCAACUGAGGAAUCGCGGGCUGUGUCACCUUCUUACAUCCUCUUCCUCAUCUUGCCCUUCUUGGAAGGGGCGCCCCGGCCGAAGGCGCCCUGCUGCAGCUCCUGCGCGCGGCGCCGGUUGCGGGCAGAGAGCUGCUUCAGGCCCCCACGCUGCAGGAAGCGCAUCUUCUGGGCUCGGCGCCGCUGCUUCAGGAUCUGCUGCUUGGUCUUGAGCUCUGAGCGCACGCGGCCUGUGGGGGUGCCAGGGGUGCGGGGCUGGGAUGCACCUGCCGGGACAGAGAUGCCAGGAGCUCAGCUUUCGGGUCGACUCCCACUGUCUUCUCCUCCCAGAAAUUCCCGUCCCCACUCCCAUUCUGUGUUCAAGCCCCAGCAUCUGGCAGGUGGUAACCGCUGAAUAAGGCUUAAGUUGUCUACUGUAACGGGCAACAGCAUGGACCCUCUAGCCCAAACUGUCGGGUUCAAAUCCCAGCUGUGAUCUCAUGGACAAUGACAUAGCUUUUCUGUGCCUCAGCUUCCCCGCCUGUGAAUUAUGAAUAGCAUCUACCUCCAA
Molecule: messenger RNA, 2799 nt
Organism: Cervus elaphus (red deer)
Lineage: Eukaryota; Metazoa; Chordata; Mammalia; Artiodactyla; Cervidae
Gene: CFAP73
Product: cilia and flagella associated protein 73
Exons: 7
Coding region: 113-1057 (314 amino acids)
Biological process (GO): spermatid development
Source: RefSeq, a predicted model, not a curated record